AUGAACGAAAUAACGCGAUUAAAAUCUCAAAUUUCGUCCCGUUUCUCGAUUGGUGGCUUCCAGAUACGAAGCGAGGCUAGCAGUUAUCUGGCGCAGCAAAUUCAAUCGCUCUCCGAAUCGGAACGUAAACAGUGGAUUACUAAUGUGGCCAAUCACGUGCAAAGCCAAAACUUGGCCCAACCGAUCGUCGAACGGACGCACAUCGAGCUGGCCAUCAAAGAGGCGAACAAUACCGGACUGGACGAUGCAGAAUCGGUGUUUAGAGUGAUCGGUGCGUUCGAAGUGCCUUCGUUCGUUUACAGCGAAGAAAAGAAAAAGUUUCUGCCAGACACGGAUAAGCGCCACAUGCUGGCCGCUCCGAUUGCAAAGUCCAACUACCUGCGCGAACGAUAUUUGCUGCUGUGGCAGAAAACUUGGCGCCAUGAAAUGUUUUCCCAACGUACGACACCCGGCACCACGGAUGUGGCGGGCAAAAAGGGCAAGCUGACACUGCGCAAAGUGGAAAAUCUCCUUUCGACGUCCAAACUGAACGAUGUCGUGCUGUUGGGUUUACUGACACAGCUUACCGAGGGUCGGUUUUACCUCGAAGACCCGACCGGAUCGGUACCGAUCGAUCUCAGCUCUACCGUUUAUUCGGCAGGAUUGUUCUGCGAGGGUUGCUUCGUGCUGGCCUACGGCAAGUUUCGCGACGGAACGCUGAACAUCGAAGAGAUGGGAUUUCCGCCGCCCGAGCUGGCCUCGAGUAGCCGGGCGUUUUUUGGUUCGCUCAACAGCUGGGGUGGUCCGUCGAAGGCGCUGCUAAAGUAUUCGCGCAACUUGGCCGAAGUGGAGAAAGCUAAUGUCGAUCACAGUUUAGUGUUUGUGUCCGACUGCUGGCUGGACAGUGCGGAGGUGCUGGAGAAACUCAAGCAACUGCUGAAGGGCUACGACGAUUUUCCGCCCGUCGCGAUCAUACUGAUGGGUCCGUUUGCCAAGUGUAAGGAAAACGUUUAUGCGCUCAAAGGACGAUUUCAAGCGCUGGGUGAAGUGUUGGCCAGUUGUGAGAAGUUAAAAGCGCAAACCGAUCUAGUGCUGGUGCCGUCGUGUGAUGAUCCUGCAGCAGCAAAUAUUCUGCCACGUCCACCGAUUCCGAACGCGCUGGCGGGUGAAUUGAGCAAAAGGUACCCGCGCACGAUUCUGACCACCAAUCCUUGCCGACUGCAGUACUGCACGCAACAGAUCGUUGUAUGCCGUGCGGACCUGGUGACAAAAUUGUGCCGAAACACAAUCAACUUUCCUAAACAGGGCCACCUAGAAGAGCAUUUCGCGCGAACAUUGAUCAAUCAGGGAACGCUGGCUCCGUUGCAUCCGAUAGCGUUUCCAACUCACUGGAGUUACGAUGCAUCUCUUUCGUUGUACCCAGUGCCGGACCUGAUCGUGAUCGGUGAUCCAUGCCAGGGUUUUCAAACCACCGAACAGGAAUGUACCGUGAUGAACGUUGGCUCUUUUCCAAAGUCGAAGUUCACCUUCAAAGUGUACUAUCCAUCCAAUCGAACCGUCGAGGAUUCACAAAUACCGGAUGACGAAUGA
Messenger RNA from Anopheles cruzii, 1569 nucleotides. It is a transcript of the gene DNApol-epsilon58, whose product is annotated as DNA polymerase epsilon subunit 2. Lineage: Eukaryota; Metazoa; Arthropoda; Insecta; Diptera; Culicidae. Gene Ontology annotation, molecular function: DNA binding. The coding region runs from base 1 to 1569 and encodes 522 amino acids. Gene Ontology annotation, biological process: DNA-templated DNA replication; error-prone translesion synthesis. Gene Ontology annotation, cellular component: epsilon DNA polymerase complex. The transcript is spliced from 3 exons. The record is from RefSeq and is a predicted model, not a curated record.